AUGGCGUCUAAGAAGCCCAACAAAGAAAUUAACGUAUUGUCUGGGAAAGACGAAAUAAUUCAUAAUAUAAAUAUUGGAAAUAUGAUUUUGAGGGCAUUUAAAUCUAAGCCGGAUUUUGUCGGUCAGAUAAACGCAGUGACGGAAGAGCAAAUUACAUAUCAGCAGAUGCGAGAGAACAGCGUUAAAUGUGCAUUAUGGUUAAAACAAUCACACUAUAAAAAUAUCACAAUCGUAAGCACACGUUAUAAAAUGCUCGAAUAUAUACCAUUUCUAGCGAGUUUAUAUGUCGGUGGUAUUGUCAAUACGUGGGAUGAUAAGAACAUGGACGACAUACUACGUAUUGCGUGCUUUAUGAGUCGUUAUCGACCAAAUGUUAUCUUUAUCGACAGUCACAAUUACAGCCGACUCAAAGAGGUGUUGCCAUCUAUAUAUCAUAAAGAUUCAAAAAUGAAUCCUCCAAAAAUCAUAACUUUUGAUAGAAUUGAAGGUGUAGAUUGUCUUGAAUCAAUUCUGAACAACGAUUUUGAAAAGACCAAGAUCGAAGAAUUUUCCUGCGUGAAGAUGAAACCUCAGGAUACUGUAGCGAUAACGUUUUCUCCCAGUGCAACAAAUUAUUCUGAUAGUAAAGUAUAUAUUCGUUGUUUUGCAUUUACAUAUCCAUCGAACCAGGAGGUACCCGUAAUGUCUUCCGGUGAAAUUGGUUUAUGGUAUGCAUCUUUAAAUUGGAGUUAUGGUAUGAUCUUGACCGUUCGUUGUAUAAUUUCAUAUGUGACAGUGAUCAAGUGUUCGAAAUUCAGCGAUAAAAAUAUGUACGAAACGAUACAGAAGUACAAGGUGUCGUGGAUAUUUCUUGAAAGCAAGAUGUGCAACCAAAUAUUUUAUACUGAUAUCCGUAUGUAUGAUAUCUCAUCCUUGAAGCAAUUGGUAAUCGAUGAUUCAGCCAUCUAUUUCAGUGAUGCUCAAAAAAAACUUUACCAGAAAUUUAUAAACGUUUCUAUCGUUCAAGUAUAUAGUAUAGCAAAAUUUUGCAUAAUUGCGGCUUACCAACGAAAUAAUCAGCAGUACGAAUCUAGCGGUUAUGUGGCUAAAAAUGUUCAAUUAAUGGUUCUUGAUAUAGAAUCGAAAAAACCAGUUGGUUCAAAUAAAGCAGGCACGAUCUGGUACGCAUUCGUAUGGAAGUUUUGCUCUCCUCAGACGUGCAAGUUGCAAAAUUGUUACAACUAUAAAGCAAAAGAAGAUACUAUUUGCAAGGAAGAAUAUUAUAUUAACGAAUGGUACUGUACCCAAGAUUACGGCUAUUAUAAAGAGGAUGGCGAAAUUUACCUGAUCGAUAAAGUAAAGGAUCUUAUUAAAUACAGAACAUACCAUCUCUCACCUACAAGAAUUGAAAAUACGUUACUACAACAUCCAGCAGUGUCAGAAGUCGUUGUGCUUUCUGUACCACAUCUUACUGAUGGUCAACAUCCUGUAGCUUAUGUUAAGAAAGAAUGCGGAGCAGAGCUGUCGGAAGUGGAAUUGAUGAUAUUUUUAGAAACUGAAUUGCCUGAGAUCUACCAACUGCGCGGGGGCGUGCACUUCGAGGAAUAUUUACCAUAUCUUCCCAAUGGAAAAAUCGAUCGAAUGCUAGUACCGGAAUAUACAUCCCUAGUAAAACGUGUACUAUAA
Molecule: messenger RNA, 1665 nt
Organism: Trachymyrmex cornetzi
Lineage: Eukaryota; Metazoa; Arthropoda; Insecta; Hymenoptera; Formicidae
Product: luciferin 4-monooxygenase-like
Exons: 8
Coding region: 1-1665 (554 amino acids)
Molecular function (GO): CoA-ligase activity
Source: RefSeq, a predicted model, not a curated record